Molecule: messenger RNA, 316 nt
Organism: Racocetra persica
Lineage: Eukaryota; Fungi; Glomeromycota; Glomeromycetes; Diversisporales; Gigasporaceae
Source: the annotation of a GenBank genome assembly
AACAAAGUGAUUUUACAAGGGAUAUGCGUUUAGAGAAUGGUUAUUAUUCUCACUUUUUGAAACAAUUCAAAAAUGAACAUGGUGAAGAAGGAGAAUUUUUAAUAAAACAAUUUAAAGAGAUUAUAAGUAGAAAUAAUAAAGAAGUUAAAAACCUUCAAUUAGCUUUUUCAAAUACAUUGAAUUUGAAAAAGAAUUUUUUGCAACUAGGUACCUCAAAGAAUGAAAGAGAUUUUUUAUCAGACCUGCAAGACCUUUGCGUAUUACUUCAAAACCAUAUAAAUUCAAUAGAAGCUGACAAAGAUAUUAAAUACUUUGA